Molecule: messenger RNA, 1842 nt
Organism: Seriola aureovittata
Lineage: Eukaryota; Metazoa; Chordata; Actinopteri; Carangiformes; Carangidae
Gene: chrm3b
Product: cholinergic receptor, muscarinic 3b
Exons: 5
Coding region: 1-1731 (576 amino acids)
Biological process (GO): adenylate cyclase-inhibiting G protein-coupled acetylcholine receptor signaling pathway; G protein-coupled receptor signaling pathway, coupled to cyclic nucleotide second messenger; regulation of vascular associated smooth muscle contraction
Cellular component (GO): synapse; dendrite; plasma membrane
Molecular function (GO): G protein-coupled acetylcholine receptor activity; G protein-coupled serotonin receptor activity
Source: RefSeq, a predicted model, not a curated record
AUGAACUUGAACUCCAGCUCUACUCCUAUCCACUUCCUUACCAACAGUCCUCCUGGUAUGAGAGAGCAGUCUGAUACCACCGUAUUCGAGCCUGCCAACUUAGGUGGCUCUUACCAGGAGUUGGCCAUAUUAUCUGACAGUGUUGGUGAGUGGCAGCACAAUGUCAGUCAUAUCUCAAGACAAGAAGGAAACUUCACUGAUUCACCAGCUAACAAGACAUUAAUCCCGCCAGCAGAGGCCUUUGACCCAUUGGGAGGACAUACUAUCUUGCAGGUCAUCAUAAUUGUCUUCCUCACUGGAUCACUUUCUCUUGUCACUGUUGUUGGCAACAUCCUAGUGUUGGUGUCAUUCAAGAUCAAUAAGGCACUGAAGACAGUGAACAACUACUACCUCCUUAGCCUGGCAUUUGCUGACCUGACCAUUGGGACGCUGUCAAUGAACCUGUAUACUACCUACAUCAUCAUGGACCAGUGGGCUCUGGGGCCAGUGGUUUGUGACUUGUGGCUUGCAAUUGACUAUGUGGCCAGUAACGCUUCAGUUAUGAACCUGCUCGUUAUCAGCUUUGACAGGUAUUUCUCUGUGACCAGACCUUUGACCUACCGAGCCAAGCGUACGACCAAGCGGGCCAUGACCAUGAUUGGAUUAGCCUGGUCCAUCUCUUUCAUUCUGUGGGCCCCAGCUAUCCUAUUCUGGCAGUACAUUGUGGGUGAGCGGACAGUCCAGCCCAACGAGUGCUACAUCCAGUUCCUGUCUGAGCCCAUCAUCACAUUCUGCACUGCUAUCGCUGCAUUCUACUUGCCAGUGACUAUUAUGGCAUUCCUGUUUUGGAAGAUCUAUCAGGAGACAGAGAAGCGAGCUAAAGAUAUACAAGGUCUCAAGGGAUCUGGGUCAAGCAACAGGCCAAGCCAGGCUCAGAAUGAAGGGAGUGGCAGUGGAAGAACUGGUGGAGAAGGUAGAGCCAACAACCAGAAGACUUCAUCAUCCAUGCUGCGCCAGAUCAGCUCCCAAAGCUGCAGCAGCUAUGAACUAAAUCAACUCGCUUCAGAGAUGAACAACAAGGACAAUGCCAGCAUACCAGGAGGAACAGGAUGCAGAGGGAGGUGUGGCACAUUCUGCUUUCACUUUUCAUCACUGCUGCCAGGUUUCCAUGCAUCCAAGAGGUCCGUCAAGACCUUCACAUCUACAGUGGGUGAGACAGAGCAGAGUAGCUGUGAUAGUCUCAACAACAAUGAAGUUGGUGCCUCUGGGGACCGGUCAGGCUCAGAAGAGGAAGCUGAUGGUGUGGACCCAUCAAGCCCUAUCAGCUCAUUGGCUAGUGACCAAUCACCUGCAGCCAUCACAAUGAAAGAUGCAGCUAUGGCCAAACGCUUUGCUUCUAAGGCCAAGACAGAGAUAAAUAAGCGCAAGAAUGAAAAGAAGGCAAAUGAGAAGAAAGCAGCACGGACACUCAGUGCUAUCCUGUUUGCCUUCAUUACAACAUGGUUGCCAUAUAACAUCAUGGUGUUAGUCAACACUUUCUGUCAGGAUUGUAUCCCUGAAACUCUUUGGGCACUGGGCUACUGGUUGUGUUACGUAAACAGCACAGUCAACCCCAUGUGCUAUGCCCUCUGUAACAAAACCUUCCGUACAACUUUCAGGGAUAUUUUGAUGUGCCAGUGGAAUCAAAAGAAAAACAAGCCUAAUUUUCAUCAAAGGAAGGCUGUGGCUUUCCAGAAGAAAGACCCAAUGUAGAGGACGGGCGUAAAUUAUUACAUGGAUCUAUAUCUAAAGAGGCGUUUCUUGAUCCAUUUUCAGAUUUGCAAUGCAGCAUUCCUGGUCUUUCAGGGAGAAGAUGCUGAACUG